ACGAAAUGGAAACAGUUUUUAGUGCGUUUUUGAAAACGUUUGAUCAACAAAUCGAAUUUUGUCGUCAUUAAAGUGCUGUAAAGCGUUGCAAACAAGUCCACAAGUCGUUGCUGCCUGGAAAAAAAAAAAGUUUUAAUUCUUCUUUAACUAAAUACAAGCUUAGACGACGGAAAUAUAAAAUGGCUUUUAAGGUUAUUUUCGUUAUUGCCGCAUUGAUUGCUUGCGCGCAUGCCAAACCCGGUGGCCCGGCUGCCUACUCCAUCUCCGCACCGAGCGUGGAUCAUGCCUCUGUGGGCAGUUCACAAGAGCACACGGUGAAGGGUCAUUAUGGUCAAUCCUCUCAAUCGGACUACUCUAGCGCCGUACAGACUGCGCAUUCACAAUCGCAUGUACAACGUUCGAGUAUCAGUAAUGAUGCCGGCAUUGCGCCACAUGUUGGUGGUCACGUUAUCGCCGCCGCUGCUCCCGUUGCGCAUGCUUAUGCGGCUCCCGCCUACGCUGCGCAUGCAUACGCUGCUCCAGCAGCAGCUCUCAGUCAUAGCUAUGCCACCGCACCUGCUUUUACAUUGGCCCAUGCUGCUCCGGCCUACUCUCAUGGAAUCGCUUAUGCUGCUCCGGCAGCGAGUUAUCAUGCGCCAGCUUAUAGCUACCAACCUGCUCACGCAGCUUCCGCUCCAGUUAUACAAUACGCUGCUCCUGCACCUGCUUAUGGACACUAUGCUGCUGCGCCGCAUAGCUAUGUUGCUGCUGCCCCCGCUGUGAAAUAUGCUUCGGCACCAGGUUAUGGACUCGUCGGACACGGCUAUCCCAUUGCAGCACCAGCCUUGGCGCAUUACCCAGCACCGCUAGCUGUGAAAGCCGUCGCCGCACCCGCUCUAGUGCAUACCGCCGUUGCCGGUCAUGGCGUGCAUUACGGUUACUAAACAAGCAAAUCAACAAUCGCUGAAAUUAGAUAGAGAAAGAGUUUAGGAGUGAGUGAGUUAGCAGCAGCACUGGUUGUGGGCGUAGGGCGCGAUGCAGGUUGUUAUGGUUGCAAUCAUUAGAAAAUGCCAACUCCGACGCCGACGUCAACGCCAACAAGAUGAUACUAAAUAUUAAUAAUAUUAAUAAUAAUAAUAAAAAUAAACAACAGCAUAAGAACAAGAAAUAAAUAAGAAAAGAAGAAAAUAAAAAAAAAAAAACAAAAAAAAAACAAAAACAACAACAACAACAGCAAAAGAUGUAAUUCAAAUAUUACACUAUUAUGUAGACAAACAGCAGGAAAGUCAAUUUUAUUCUACAACAAAAACAAACACAACAACAUGUGAAACCACAGUGUUGUGACAACAACAACAACAACAACGAAAUCAGCGACAAGCAACAAACAAUGAAUAGCAAUUAAAAUAGAACAACAACAACAACAACAACAACACAAACACACACUCACAGCAUGCAUACAUAAAUACUAAGAAAUAUAAAUAAAGCCGCUGAAAAAAUGUGAAAGUUAAAAAGGGUCAACGAAAGCGUGGGCCCAGUGCCCCACGUGGGUUCAGCACUCAGCGCAGCUUGUAGCGUGGAAAAAUGUUGUAAAAAUAUGCAUGCAUAAUUUGUAAAUAACUUUGGCAUUAUAUUUUGCGUGUAAAAAUAAAGCCACAUAACAAACAUCAACAACAACAACAACAACAGCGCCCACAGUGAACACCUUGUUUUAGUUAAGACAAUAACAAUAACAAUUCACGUGAACAAAAGCGACCACUGUAGCCGAGGAUGUGGUUUUCCAAUGUAUUUUGCAUACAUACAUACGUAUAUAAAUAUAUAUGCAGUGUAAGCCACAACGCCCUAAAGUAUGCACUGCACUGCACUUUACAUACAUUUGCUUGUGAAGCGGAAAAUUACAAUGGACCAGGAAGUGCGCAAGCUGAGCUCUGUCCAUGAAAUCUGCGCAUACCACAUCCCUUACAUACAUACACGUACAUACAUGCAGCCACACGUAUGUGUGCAUUGCGGUCGAGUUCAUUUGGCGGUUUCGCGCAUUCCUUUCGAAUUGCUUUUCGAUUUCCACUACACGCCGCUCAGCAUCCGCUGCAAUUUGCAUUUAAUUCUGUUUUUUAAUUGAAAUGAAAUUUUUUGCUUUUUUGCAUUUUCAGUUUUCAGUUUUCAUUGCUUUUCAUAAUUCUCAAAUACCUUUUUAUAUCUCUUUAUUUAUGCGUUUGUGGUUGCUUUCAUUUUUUUGUUGAACUUGUCGGUUCGCACAUUGUUUGUUCUAUUCUCUUAAAUUUAUAUUUCUUCACUCUAUAUGUAUGUCUGUAUGUUGUUUUAUCGCGGUUGAAUAAAUGUGUAAAGUUUUUAUUUUCUAUUUGAUUUUGUUUUUGUAAAAUACGUAAAUACAUAUCACACUUUCUCUUUCACGCUCCGAGUGCACACGUUCAUUUUUGUUUAAUAAUUUCUUUUGUAUAUAUUCCCUCAUACUUACAUAUAUACUUUUAUAAAAAAAAAAUAAAGUUAUAUGAAAUAUUUGAAUAAAAUGAAUGUCUCGCUUUUGUGGAGAAAGCCAAUA
Molecule: messenger RNA, 2536 nt
Organism: Ceratitis capitata (Mediterranean fruit fly)
Lineage: Eukaryota; Metazoa; Arthropoda; Insecta; Diptera; Tephritidae
Product: cuticle protein 16.5
Exons: 5
Coding region: 180-923 (247 amino acids)
Source: RefSeq, a predicted model, not a curated record